Trichoderma gamsii is the source of this 1533-nucleotide messenger RNA. RefSeq names its product calcineurin-like phosphoesterase. Gene Ontology annotation, cellular component: cytoplasm; nucleus. NCBI's taxonomy places the organism in Eukaryota, Fungi, Ascomycota, Sordariomycetes, Hypocreales, Hypocreaceae. The transcript has 3 exons. The coding region runs from base 1 to 1533 and encodes 510 amino acids. The record is from RefSeq and is a predicted model, not a curated record. Gene Ontology annotation, molecular function: protein serine/threonine phosphatase activity.
AUGGGCAACCAAUCUUCCAAAGAGGGCGGCUCCAAAAACGGCGGCGGAGAUGGCCUCCAGUCUUAUCCUUCCUUCAGCAAGUCGGAUACCAAAGACUCGACUCGAUCUUUCCGUGGGCUGCGGUCUAAGAUCCCCGGCAGCGGUAAGACCGACAGUCCGAGAAACUCGGUUGUGCUCAACGGCGACGAUGCUGCUUCAGUCAGGUCUGGUAGGAGUGGUCGCUCCAGCAUUUCCCGCUCCGGCAAAAGCACCGACACGAUCCCGCUGAGAAGCCCCUCGACCGACCUAUCCGCAGCGAAUUCAAUCGAAGACGGGCUACCCCCGCCGUCUCCAGUCUCCGAAUCAGUCAUGAGUGGCGCGCACGAUGUGAGCGCUGCACAGGCUUCGGGCGAAGUUGACCACGUUUCCGACCAGCCUCCGUCGGCCAACGCCAGCCUCAAUACGCAUCUACUCCCUCCGGGCAAGUCCAUUCUAGUGAAGCAGGCGGAUGCUCCCGUCAAGAAGCCUAAGAAGCCCAAGAAUGACGCCAUGGGCAUGGACGAAAUAAAGGAGAUGGACCUCGAUGACUAUAUCAAGAGACUGCUCGAUGCUGGAUACGCCGGCAAGGUCACCAAGAGCGUAUGCCUCAAGAAUGCGGAAAUCAUGGCUAUAUGUGCACGGGUCCGAGAGAUCUUCUUGGCCCAGCCCGCGCUACUGGAGCUCGAUGCUCCCGUCAAGAUUGUUGGGGACGUGCAUGGGCAGUAUACUGAUCUCAUUCGUAUGUUUGAGAUGUGCGGAUUUCCCCCCACUUCCAACUACCUCUUCCUCGGAGACUAUGUCGAUCGAGGGAAGCAAUCACUCGAGACAAUCCUGUUAUUGCUCUGCUAUAAGCUCAAGUUCCCCGAAAACUUCUUCCUGCUUCGAGGAAACCACGAGUGUGCCAACGUGACUCGAGUCUACGGUUUCUACGACGAAUGUAAGCGAAGGUGCAACAUCAAAGUCUGGAAGACCUUUAUUGAUUGCUUCAAUACGCUUCCGAUUGCUGCCAUUGUGGCUGGAAAGAUAUUUUGUGUCCACGGAGGUCUGUCGCCUGCUUUGAGCCAUAUGGACGAUAUUCGCAACAUCGCACGACCCACCGAUGUUCCUGACUACGGUUUGCUGAAUGACCUUCUGUGGGCCGAUCCGGCCGAUAUGGAGCAAGAUUGGGAAGCAAACGAGCGAGGAGUUAGUUAUUGUUUUGGAAAGAAGGUUAUUACUGAUUUCCUCGCAACUCAUGAUUUUGACCUGGUCUGCCGCGCCCACAUGGUGGUAGAAGACGGGUAUGAGUUCUUCAACGAUCGAGUAUUAGUCACAGUGUUCAGCGCACCAAAUUAUUGCGGUGAAUUUGAUAAUUGGGGUGCAGUCAUGUCUGUAUCGUCCGAGCUGCUCUGCAGCUUUGAGCUUCUGAAACCUCUCGACUCUAGUGCUCUGAAGAGCCAUAUUAAGAAAGGCCGGAAUAAGCGGCAGCAAAUGCUCAACAGUCCUCCUGCGCUGGUCAUGCCUCAGAGUGUCUAA